GAGAGGGGAGGGGCGGGGGUGUUUAGCCGGGUCUCUCCUCUCUCUCUCUGCUGCAGCGGCCAUGCUGCUAUCCACCGUCUGCCUCGGUGCAUCCCGGUCCUCCUCCGGUGCAACCUGCCGCCGCUGCAUCCCUCUCUCCCGGGUAGGCGGGUCAGCUCCCACCGGGUCUGCCCUGUCGUAACGGUUCCUGCGAUUCGCCUGGAUCAACCGGAGCGAACCGGAACACGGCACCGGAGGGAAGGGGAAGAAAGCCUCCAUAGCAACAAACCGGUUACACGGCAUUAUUGGUAGGUGCCUCCCUCUCAGUGUGUGUGUGCGGGUGUGUGUGUUUGAAUGGCGCUGACAGCACAGCUUUAGCAGUGUUUGGGCGGAUAGAUGAAUAAAGUCAAUGAUCUGAUCAGAUAGAGAACACAUAGAUUCUGUUUUUAUUUAUGUGCGAGCUCAAAAUUUCCUGCAGGCUCCAGGUUAUUCCAACCGAAAUGGGAAUGAAUGCAGAUAUCUCCUUCUGGCCUUACAGGAGAUACAGUUCAAUGAAAUAAGGAAGGUGUGUUUAGAUACAGACUCUUUUGCAUGAUCAUUUCGAUUAAACCCUGCAGGCUGUACAUAGAAAGCUCAGAAAAGCACAUGCAUUCAUGUGGUAAAAGGAGCCAAGUCUUUGCAGUGCACAGAGUCCACCCUUGAUUGAAGCAUGUGUUAAGUAAUGAAAAACCACUGGAUUAACUAUAAAUCAUAAUCGUUUUCUGCAACAGGAGCAACAUUCGAGGGCUGAAUCUGCUGGUUGUUGCGUAUCCUUAAGACAGGAUCUCUAAACCAUGUGAUUGUCAUUUCUUUUUAUCAGCGAUGGACGCAUGCUGAGGAUGCAGGAAGACAAAAGUGUGACAAGGACAGGAAUCCAGAGAAUAAUUGGAUUGCAAGAGCAACUGUGGCAGAUCUGAAGCGGGGACUCAACAGAUUCGCACAGGGUCUGCAUAAAAAGGAGCUUUAAAGCCAGAUCACUGGGACUACAGGAAGGUCACUGUAGCGAAGAGACGUCCUGGUCACCAAGAAAAAACGGGGACAUGUGCUGGGAUGAAUGUGGAUUUCAUUGCCUUAAUGUUCUUCACUGGAGCUUGAAAUUAGUUUGAGGAAAACCCUCUUGGGAAGGAGUUUCUUGAAAUGCUAAGACGUUCAAAGAGAACCCCAGAAAUGCAGCAACUUCUGACAGCAGUCUAAGCAUCAGAGAGGCCUUCAAUGAACCACUGAAACUUGACCUGUUGGACUUUGACACUAUCUUCAUCAUCGUCUCGUUGGUAUCAAGUCUGGAAAGGACACUACAAGGACUACUUUUGCUAUUUUUUCGUGUUGCAAUAGAAUUGUGAGUCAAUCUUAAGGAACCAAAGUGAGGACUCGGUAUGUAAAGACAAAAAAACAGACCUUUUUGGGGUCUUCUUGUCCUCAUACCAAGACAACUAGACUACUGAUGGGUUGUGAGAAAGAAAAACCGCUUCUUGAAGACUGAAGUGGAUUGCUUUCCAGAACUGACCUUACUGGUUCCACAGUAGUCUCAGGAUUAUAAUCUUUCCGGGGUCAAAAAAGGAGUUGCCAUUUCUCAAAAGGACUUCCUUGCGGGUUUGUAUAACUAGGGUUUAAGAUUAGGCUCGACCCCAGGUAGCUGAGAUUAGAGUCACAGUUUUAAGCUCUUGGAAGAUGAAUCAAAUGUAGCAAGGACUCUGUUGGACUUGACUCAAUCAGUAUUCGCCAUGUCUUUGAGCAAGACCCUUGAGCUGGAGCACUUCGACGAACGCGACAAGGUUCGUCGUGGACGCUCCCCACGCGCCAAGAGAGAUGACUCCACCAGCAGUGCUGGUGGUGGGGGGUCUGGCCCCAGCUCACGAGGCAGCAGCCUGGUCCCUAGUCCCGCCCAUAGUGCCAACUGUAGUUACUACCGGACCCGGACCCUUCAAGCACUCACCUCCGAGAAACGAGCCAAGAAGGUCCGGUUCUAUCGCAAUGGAGACAGAUACUUCAAGGGUUUGGUGUAUGCUGUUUCGAGUGAUAGGUUUCGCUCCUACGAUGCAUUGCUGAUGGAGCUGACGCGCUCGUUGGCGGAUAACCUCCAUCUGCCACAAGGUGUGCGAACGAUCUACACCAUAGAUGGCAGCAAGAUCACCAGCAUGGAUGAGCUGGUGGAAGGUAAGACUUGCAACUACAUCAAUUGUUCACAGUCAACACUUGGGCUUAGAAAUCCACUGAACUGCAUUGAGGUCACAACUUUUCCAUCAUCAGACAAAGAAACCAAACUGCAGGUUUACACAAAGAUCAUCAAAUAUUAACUGUUCAUCGUCACCGAUUACGUUCCUUAAGACAGUCUCUCGAAGUAGAGUACACUGAUUCUCUCUGUGGGAUCAAAACUCAAAGUUAACACUGGAAGGCUGCUUGUCUCCCAAGGCCAGUGGAUUCCAUUGUCUGCUGUUGUGUCGUAUGGUUCUCUUCUAUAGGUCGAUCGCACAAACUAAAAAAUAUUUAGUUGUAUGUACAGCUUUUGUAUUCUGACAUAAUAACGUCUUUGAUUUUGGUUUGUCAUUCACACCGACUACCUCUCACGAUGCGUCAAGUUUUUAAAUUUUUAUCCCUGCUACUGAGCUCUUAUCCCAAAGUGUCAAACUACUACAACACAAAAGACAUCUGAAGUUCAUCUCCCAGUUUUCUGAAUUGUUACUCUGCCAAAAUUGCCUCAUGCAGGAAAUAAAUGGACUCCUGCUGAACUGUAACACAGCAUAAUAGUCGCCUACUUUUACCUGCCACUUCCUCUAAAGAUUAAUUGAUUAAACGUCCUCCUUAAAAUCCCCCGAUGUCUUCUUCCUGUCAGCUGUUUGUCAAACAAACGCUCUUGCUACAUUUGCUCCUGUCCGGAUCAGAAGCAGAUGAGGAGGCGUUCAUGUACUUUGUUUUAGACACUUAUGGUGAUAUAAACGACUCUUAAUGAGUCAAAUCUGCCUUUUUUAACCUCUAAAAGACAGUUUUUCACCCUUACAGUGAGUACAAUCAUGUUUUAAAACUAUGUUGUCAACAUACACGUCUGUAAAGUCCAGUGAGUCUGGAGUCACUUAGAAGCAGCUGAGUAACAUCACUUAUCAUCAAUAUUGACGUGUGUGACUGCCUGUAAUGUCUCCUAAUGAGUGUUAGAGACAGGAAACUGUUCAGCCGGAGAUGCUCUAAGACAGAUGCGCCACUCUUAAGCACUUUGUGGAUAAAUAAAGUAUAAACAGAGAAGAGCAUUAAGCAAACUCUUGAUUUAAGAUAUCACUCUGCCCUGGAGCUCCACAUGUAGACGAGUGAGGUUUAGUUUAGUUAGAAUAAACCAGUUUAGAGCUGCAGUGGUCACUUAUUUUAGUAAUUUAGUAUUCUAUUGAAUUUUUAAGUGUUUAAUUAAGUGAUCUAUUAUGAGAUGUUGCAUGCUCAGCAGUUUUUUUUCCAUUACUGCCACUGAAAGGGACCACGCAUCACUUCUUCACCUCACUUCGAGAGCUUUGGGUUCAUUUUGGUGAUAAAACUUCCUAAAUGAAAUGCCGGAUUUCACUUGUAGUAAAAAAAAUUUACAGGGUCAUAAAAAAAUAUGAAGGAUCUGAGCGUUUUUACGGUUCACAUUUUAUAUUGAUGUCCUCUAUCGAGACUUGGGCUUGUAUUUUAUUUGAUUAUUAUGAUUGUAUUUAGUUUGUGCAGCAUUUGGAUAAAAGCAGGAUCAGUCCUGUCCAGCUGCUUUGAAUAACAAAGUGAGAGUCGGCACCUGGAGAGACAAGGUCACACAAACGUUACCUGUCAGAGUGUGUGUGAACAUGUUAAAGGAGAGAGACGGAAAGGUGUGUGUUUGAGAAAGGUGUGUGUGUAGGAUAGAGAGAGACAAUGAGAGAGAGAGAGAGACAGAGACAGUGAUCCAUUUUUAUCCAUAUAAGGUAAAACAGCAGAGUGACUGAGAGCUACUGUACGUCUGAUAGGCUGGAAUUCGCCCCAGAGCUAUCAUUAGAUCUAUUAUUUUAAUAAGACAUAUAUAUAUAAAACACCUAUAUUAAGGAUUUUACAUCAUUACUGUGAGUCCAAGAUAUUCCGGAAAUUUCAGACAAAUAGUAGGAGUGAUAAACCAUUUUAAUGUUGAUGCACAUGGUUAUAAUAAAUGCUGACUCUUUCUUAUUUUACAUCAUUUAAAAAAUGAAAUAACAUUUUAUUAUUGAAAUGUUUUCCAUACAAAGCGAUUUUUUUCUACUUGUUGGAGAUAAUUAUAUUUUAGAAUUUUUUCUUUAUAGGGGAAAAACGGCUUAUAUUCAACACUCCAUCAUUUUUCUGUUUUAACGAUAAGAGCCUCUUAGUUAAAGGUGGGGUAGGCAGGAUUCGGUUAAAGAAGCAGCUUUUUGUGGUGUAUAAACAAAAAAGCUUUUAAUAUCAGUCAAUAGUUAUUGAUGACAUUUGGUAAUAUAACGAUAUCUCUGUGUUCUCUUAUGUCUGUGUCGUCAACAUUUGAACAUUUUUGAGCGGUCCGCUCUUUCUGACUGUAAACAAAGCCGUUCUCCACCUCCUCUAACCUGAUUGGUUGUGAGGCAGACGCUGCUCCCCCGUGUCGUUCAGGAGCCCAAACAAAGUUAGCGUGCUACAAUAUCGGACAGUAGAAACCAACCAGAAAGUUCGGAAAAUUGUCUGAAUCCUCCUUUGGUCACGACUGCCGACACAAGCAAGAAAACAAAGUAAAUACCGGAGACUCUGGAGGAAUAACGGGCGCUUAAAACGGAGGUAGACCGGACAAGAGCUAAAAAGCCGGGUCAACAUAAACGAUGGGGGACGCUUGGGGAUCUUGGUGACCCUGUAACCUUUCUGCUGGACAGGUAAACCGCUUUAACAAAGUAAGACAAGUGUCUGUAACAGAAGUGUUUCUUGUCAAACGGACCUGCUGUAGCGUGUUGUAGCGCCAUCGCUAAACUGUCCUCCCUCGGGUCCUGGACUAUGUCACUUUAUCCUAGUUGUAGAAGUCCUGCAAACAUUGCGUUAAGGGUUGGGUAUCGUUUGAUUUUGAACGAUUCCGAUUCCGAUUCCGGUUCCGGUUCCGAUUCCAAUUCCGAUUCCUGGUUUCGAUUCCGGUUCCUAACUAUUCUCCGUAGUGGUGUUCAGGGGCUAUUUCUACUGGUCGGCAGACUCCGGCAUCGAAACUUGGAAUUGAAAUUUUAAAAUUUAAACGGUUCCGGGAAAAUCGGAAUGUUAGUCCCGGUCCCCAUCAAUGCUCGAGCACUAAUUGUGUUUGCUGGUAGUCUGUUGGCAUCUACAGUAGCACCAAUGCUUUUGACUUUCACCUUGACUGGGCCCCAUUUGUAAUGAUCUGAAGUAUUUAUCUGCAUUAUAUCUGAAUUUAAUUGGAACGAUACGAGCGAGCAGGAGCGUCUGUUUGUGGGCGGGGCUUGAGGGGAAAACUGGUUGGGAGGGGUAGAGUUUACAUUCAAGAUUUCUCCCAAAAACUGGCACUAACUCAGAUCCUGACUACCCUACCUUUAAUAAUUAUGACUUUAAGUUGUUUUGGAAAAAUAUUGACUUCUUUACUGGUAGAAAUAGAAGUUUUUGGGGUUCAUCCCAAAGAAGGGAAAGUAUAAGAUUUGGAAAAUAAAAAAGGCAAAACUGUAAGAAUUAACGUGAAAACGUACUCCUGAAAACUCAAACCCACAGUUACACUUUUUACAGCGUAGUAAUAUUACUAAUACCUGAAUUAAGGCUGGUUCCUCAUAAAGCUCCACACUUGAUACCAGCAGGCAGGAACUGUGCAGGAACAAUCCUGCUCUUUGUUUUCAUCAGCUGGUGUAGAAGCUGAUCUGUUGUUCGGCUUCCUCCUCACGUCUCACACUGAGAGAAGGAGUGAACCCGACAUCUGCUGUCACCUCCACUUCAUCUACACUCACACACACACACACACAAGAGAGCCAGAGGGUUAGCGCGCCGCUGUUAUCGACUACAGCAGCUCUUUAACAACCUCCAGCUCUGAACUCAGGGUCUGACACGAGAGAGGAGCAGUUACUGUACAUCACACUUCCCCCCCUUCUGUCCAUCUCCCCUCUGCUCAGGUGAGUGCUACGUUUGUGCCUCCAACGAGCCGUACCGAAAGGUCGACUACACCAAGAUCUCCAUCCCCAGCUGGAAGCCUGGAGCCAGCGCCGGGGUCAGCACCACAAGUUCCCCCCGGCCUUCUACGGUAUCGACAGGGGUGUCGGCAAGCACGGGCGCCGGCUCUAAAGAUCGCCUUGAAAGCCGGGAGAGCCGGGAGAGCAAAGACUUCAUCAAACCCAAACUGGUGACGGUGAUCAGGAGCGGCGUGAAGCCGCGCAAGGCGGUCAGGAUCCUUCUGAACAAGAAGACGGCUCACUCCUUCGAACAAGUCCUGGCCGACAUCACUGAGGCCAUAAAGCUGGACUCUGGAGCCGUGAAGAGGCUGUACACGCUGGACGGGAAACAGGUGAGAAGAUGCAGAUUUUUGGUUUAUUAGCUUUAGAGGACAAAAGAUGUCGACAUUUAUCCACCAUGAGUGAGGUUUGGGGAAAAACAGGCAAAAACCACAAGUAAACCAGACUGGUUGCUGCUGAGCUGCUCUUCAGGCUUAGCCUACAGCAGCAAAACUAGGAACUGGUCUACACCUGGUGGGGAUAAGCUCCCCAGACCAUGACGAGUAGAUGACUCCAAAAGAAAGGGGCCUGAUUACUGAAAGCUCCAACUCCCGUACUACCUUUAGAGACUUUGGGAACCAUGAGCAGGACUGUGUCAUUUCUGUCUUAGCCUUCAGCUAACCCUAAAUCCCAUACUACACCUAAAGACUUUGGAAACCAUGAGCAGGACUGUGUUGUUUCUGUUUUAGUCUACAGCCAACCCUAACUCCCUAACUACUUUUAGAAGCUUUGGGAACCACGAGAAGGACUGUGUCGUUUGUUUUAGCCUACAUCUGACCCUAACUCCCAUACUACUUUGAAAGACUUUCGUUCAGUGCUCUCUCUAUUUUUAGUCAAAUGCAUUCUAGACUUCUACAGAAGAACCUAGAUCACCUGUGGAGACAUAGAUAGAAACAAUCUCCGUCUUUGUGGACGUAGGAGUUCAUUUGAGCAGGUGUUGACCGUUUUUCUUCUCUUUAACGUUGACAUGAUAGUUCCACUUUUAAAAGCUAAAGUCUCCACAUCUUUUAGUCAUAACUUUAGAUAAAGUAGAACAAAUCAGUGUGAGAGUGGGCUCCCCUCAAAAUCAGAUAAUAGGACAUUAUUGGCGAAUUACUGCUGGGAUGAGAAAUUGAUUAUGUCCCAAAUUGAGCCUUUAGGUGUAAUUUUCCGUUUCAAGCGCGGGGACAGUGAGUUCAGUCUCUUUUGAAGCUUCGUAUUUGGUGCUCGGAGCUAAAAGUGGAGUCUGUUUAAAGCCGCGAAUCUGCGACAGUCAGCUCGAUUUUUUUUCUCGUACCUCUGUCAUGUUGAACAGAAUCUGAAUGUUCUCUGAUCCACCCUGAAACUCUUUUGUGAGCUCAUACCGAGUGAAAAAGUCUGGAUUUAAACCUCUCACACAUUCAGUGGCACGGCUAUUUUUACCACACACACACACACACACACACACACACACACAUUGACUUGCACUCUUUGAAGUCAGAGAUAAGAGUGGUGACUGUGACACAAUGACAGUGGAGAGCUGAAGAAGAGGACGGUGUGGAGGGUGCUCGAUUUCACAGAACUAUUUCACCCAUUAAAAUAAAACGUGUUUCCUUUUUUUUUUUUUAAAAGAACUGAGUCGAUUAUUUUUGUCUGUCGUUACUUUAAUAAGAGCCUGAUUACGGCUGGUCAUGUUUGUCGAUAUGGGUUGUUUUUUUGACAUGAAGCUGCAAUAAUUAAGUUUUUUAAAUCAAGUUAUUUCGAUGACUUCUGCUGCAUUUUCACUCGUUACCCACAAUUUCAAACGCAUCCGGCUACGAAAAGGUCGUAUCCGCCGAUCGUAGCUGAUCGUAACCAUUCAAGUUAACGUGUCAAUUUCCACCGCCUCCUUCCGUUUCGCCUCCUUCCGUUUCGCUGGAUUCCGAAUCGCUGGAUUCCGAAUUGCUGGAUUCCGCAGUUGAUCGCAAGCAUUCUAUUUUUCUCCGGACACCAGAGCAUGGCGGAUAAAUUCAGCACAGAUUAACCCGUGCUGGAAAAGAAGUCAGGCGCAAACACAAAAUAAAACAUCCGGCUUCUUUUCAAAAUAAAACACUCCGUGUUUCAGGAGGAUCGUAUUUCACACCAUGCAAACGGGGGGAGACGAACAAGUGAAAGGUUUUUAGACGUGAUUUCACCCCGAUGACACCAUGGAUGAGGAGAUGCUGAUUCUAGAAGUCUAGAAGUAGAUUUCCUCCUCUGGAAGGACACAAUCUACUGCUUAUAUGGUUAGUCUAUGUGGCUGAAGACAACUUGUUAUCACGCGAUUACAGGUGAAUCUGCCGGUUCUUGUGAGUUCUCGCGAUUCCGCCACAAAAUUGACCUCACAAAUGGAUCCGGUAGGAAUUGGCGUACGUUAAAAAACGCUGCCGAUCCGGGUGCCGUGGAAAUCUCGGGUUAAAGGCUUUUAUUUUGAAGGAUCGUCUGAUUAUGAGGGCCGUUAUUCUGCUUCAGACGACUUUGCUCUUUUCAGACUCAGUCAGUCUGAAUGAAACAAGGCCAACGUGUGUGUGUGUUUGUGUGUGUGUGUGUGUGUGUCCUCCCUCCGUCCUUUCAGUUUGUGCAUUCACUUCAAGCAGCAGGACGGAGACCCCAUCACACACACAAACACACACACACACAUUAAUACUACAGUUCGGUCACCAUAGUAACCAGCCACCCAGAAACAACCCCGUCCUUGCUAAACACACACACAAACACAGUCACACACAUGGAAAUACACACAAAGUGCAGUUCCGGAGGCGGUUAGUAGAAAGCUAAACGGGAGGAGGGGGGGGUGAAGGACAGAGGAGGAGUGAGAGGUAAAAUCAAGGACAGCAGGGGUGGGGAGGUGGGGAGGUGGGGAGGUGGAGGUUAUCGGAGGGGAGGAGACCAAAAACAAAAACAACAAAAAAGGAGGUGGAAGAAGACUGACGAAAGAAGAAGAAGAAAGUGUCGAGUUAACGUGUGAAAAGACAAAGAAACACUCGUGAAUGUGCUUUACUUCUCUAAAGGGACUUUAUUUGGUUCAAAGUUCCUCUCUUACACUAGACUUCCCGUUUUAAAACUCAGGAAAAUUCACCUCCUGUUUGAAGAAUCAUGUUCACGAGAAGAAACCGCAUAAACGUUGAAAGUGGUGAAAGUUGAAGUAGUGUUACGGGUCCCGGGCAUUACCGAGCACCACGCAACAAUGAAGAUUGUUUCUGUAAAACAAAGUAAAGGUGUACUGAAAUGAGGCUGUAUGAACUCCUUGUGUCUCCUCCAUUCACUGAACUCAGAUUUAUUCACAAUAGUUGACAAUAACCAUCUCAAAUCAACCAAUCAAUCGACCACACAGUCAGACAGUAAACAACAAUAAUAAAAUAUUUCCCGUUCUGAAUGAAUAUCGACUGAAUAUCUCUGGAUCUGUCCUUUGUUAGGUUUUUCCUAUAUGUGUGUAUGUGUGGUUUAGGUAUGUGUGUGUAUGGAUGUAUGUGUGUGUGUGUUUAUACAUGUGUUUGUGUGUGGGUGUGUGUAUAUGUAUGUGGAAAGGGGAUAUAAAUGUAAACAUUUGUUAACCACAUCAGCAUAAACAAUGUCAUACACAAAACAACCUGUACGACAUCCUUAUCAAAACUCUACACAUCAGUCAAAUGUUCUGAUAACCUUUUAGAAAAGUAUUCGAAUGUCAGGAAUAACCGUCAACAUGGCACAUUCGCGUGUCCGAAACAUAACGCAGCAAAACACCGACGCCUUCGUAUCUGCCGCGUCACAGCACGUUAGCCGCUAGAGUCGCUAGCAACGUAAAAUCACAUGGCGAACCGCGGGCAUUCUAACCCUCUUAAAACUUAAAACUUUGUCAUUCAAGUGUCCUAACACAUCCCCACAUUCAUGCCAAUGCUUACGAUCUUAGUCAUCGUAUUUUCACAGUGAACCAACCUGUAAAACAAAGUAAAGGUGUACUGAAAUGAGGCUGUAUGAACUCCUUGUGUCUCCUCCAUUCACUGAACUGCCGGUGGGCGGAAGUCGCUUACCUCUCACCCUAUCGUGCAGCAGUGAAACUGGCCGCUCACCAAAGGUUCCGGUCCCCAUAACAAAUACAUAGUAAUGCAUACCGAUGACUUUCUGGCAUUCAACCAUUAAAAUAAGUUAUGAAAAAUAAAAAAAAAAGUGCUUAAUACAUCACUUUAUAAAGUGUUUGCUGUUUCCAAAAUAAAGUUCCUUCACUCAUUUAUGAGGGUAUCACAGUCUCCCCGACAAACAGAAGUGGCUCCCGACACUUGACCUAAAAAAAUAGAAAACCUCACAGUUCAAAGUUCACCAAACGGCUUCACUCAUGUAGAAAAGAUGAGAACAAAGGCACUCCCAACGUAGGCAUCGAAUGUCCUUAACGUGUGCAUAGUCUGUGGCACUUCAAGUGUCUCACUUCAGUUCAAAAACAAGGUACUGGGUAUGCGGUGUAUGGGAGUGGAUAUGUAGUGUAUGGGAAUGAAUGUGGUGUGAAGGCCGGGGACAUGGGGGGUUGGAAGGGGAGGGGAUAGUGCUGAGGGAAAUGGUGCUGAGGGUACUGUAGCUGGGGCCACUGCGUCGGAUGAAUUUCCACUGCAUUCACGCUGGGGCGGCGCUGGUAGGCUGGUUGACCCAGAGAGGGGUAGGUGAACAUGUAGCCAGGCUUUCUCACCCGGGUGGAGUGUCUCACGGGGGCUGGGUGUUCCGGCCGGAGUGGCUCUGCGAUGUCUUCCCCCUGGCAGACGACUUCACGUACCUGGUGAUCAUCAUCGAGCUGGGGCUGAUCCAUGUCCUGUUCAGCCUCACGGUAUACUUCUGGUUCCUCUUCCAUGUUGUUUUCGCUGUUCUGUUCAGGUUCCGCGUUGACUCCCUGUUCAGGUCUGACGUCAACUCUUUCUUCCUGGUGAAGUCCAUGGUUCAUGUUCCCUUGUGACUCUUGAAUUACGUCCCGAUCUGGUGAGGGACUGGCAGUUCUGGUUGGUAGUCGCAGCCAGUAGCGAUACACACCACCCUCUUCUUCCGAGUCACUUGUGUCUGGGCUCGGUGCCUGUUCUGUGGGUUUUACAGACUCAGAGUGUCUUUUAACUUUCUUGUGCGACCCACGCGUGCUGGUGGCUGGACUUUGUGGUGGUUCCACUGGCAGAUCAUUUACUUGCAAUAGCAGGUUCCGAUGUAGGGUGCGAGUAGGGCGGUUUCCUGUCUCAGGGGCGACUUUGUAAACAGGAUUGUCUCCAACCUUCUCCUUUACAAUGUAGAUGGUCUGCUCCCAGUAGGAUCGGAGUUUACCAGGUCCACCUCUCUCACUGAGGUUACGCACCAGGACCCUAUCUCCAGGCUCAAGAGUCACACCUCUGCUGCGCUUGUCGUAGUACUUCUUGCCCUUACUGCUGGACUGCUGGCUGUUUUCGUUCGCUAUCCUGUAAGCCUCGGUCAUCCUUCCUGCCCAUUUGUUGGCAUAUCCUUGGUGGGUUUCUGUUUCUCCGUCGGCUAUGAGGCCAAACAGAAGGUCGACGGGGAGGCGUGGAUGAUGGCCAUACAUCAAAUAGUAGGGGGAAAACCCGGUGGCUUCGUGCUUCGUGCAGUUAUAUGCGUGAACAACAUGAGGCAGGUGAUCUUUCCAAUUCCCCUUUUCUUUCUCUCCCAACGUCCUGAGCAUUUGUAACAGUGUGCGGUUUAGUCUCUCCACAGGGUUUCCUUGGGGGUGAUAGGGAGUGGUUCUGGAGUGACCCACCCCGGCUAGUUUUCUCAGGGACCGGAACAACUCGUUUUCGAACUCUCCUCCCCGGUCAUGGUGGAGUUUGGACAUGUAGCCAAACCGGGGAAUAAAGUCAUUGAACAGCUUGUCGGCCGCCGUCUUACCAGCUUUAUUACGGGUGGGGUAGGCUUGUGCAAACCUGGUGAAGUGGUCGACCACCACCAGAAUAUACUCACAUCCACCACGGGAGGGCUCCAGAUGGAGGAAGUCGAUGCACACCAGUUCGAGGGGCGAGUUGGAUGUAACACUGCCCAUGGGCGCUCUUUCAUGCACUGCUGGCUUCUUCUGUUUCAGACAGGGGCACUUUCUGGUGACAUACUCCUCUAUCUCUCUCUUCAUGAAUGGCCAAUAGAAGCGCUCUCUUGCCAGGGUCAGGACUUUUUCAACACCAACAUGGCCCAUGUUGUUAUGUAGGUAGGUGAGGGCUAGUUGCUUGUAUGUGGCCGGCAAUACCAGCUGUCUUCGGCCUGUGGUUUUCCUGUACAAUAGGCCGUCCUCAAUAUGCAACUUGCUCCACUCCCUUAGUAGCCUCAUGGUGUCUGUGUCCCAGUUGUUCUUGUUGUACUCUGUCGGUGUUGUGUUGCUGUCCUUUAACUCCAUGACCUUUCCAAUUGCCGGGUCUUUUCUUUGUUUUUUAACCAGUUCAUCAUGACUUAUGGCCUGCAGUGGCUCCAUGCGGGGCUGAGUUUGGGAUGCAAGGCUGAGGGCUGCGACCCAGGCAACGUCCUUCUGCUGAGCUCUCCGGGUUCCUUCCCAGACAGUGCACACGGCCUCGUCCGAUAGCUCCUCAGAGCACUCCGUCAUGAGGGUCUCGAUGUCAAGGGGGCAACGGGACAGGGUAUCGGCAUCGAUGUUCAUCUUGCCUGGCCGGUAUCUGAUGUCGAAGCGAAAAUCGGCGAGCUGCCCCACCCACCGGUGGCCCACCGCAUUGAGCUUGGCCGUGCUUAGGACAUACGUGAGCGGAUUGUUGUCUGUGAAGACAGUGAAGUGAGGGGCAUAGAACAAAUAGUCUCUGAAUUUAUCACAUACCGCCCACUUUAGUGCCAGGAACUCUAGCUUGCCGCUGUGCAGGUGGUAAUUCUGCUCCGCUGGGGUCAGUGUGCGUGAACCGUAGGCAAUCACCCUCAGCUUUUCAUCCUGGUGUUGAUAAAGGACUGCUCCAAGACCUUCCUGGGAUGCAUCCGUAUGGAGUGUGUAGGGUUGAUUGUAAUCGGGGUAUGCUAACACUGGGGGUUCCAUCAGCAUGUCUAUUAGACGUUCCAGUACCUGCUGGUGUUUCUCGUUCCACACGACUGGAGUGUGAGAGGACUGUUGAGGGGACUUUGUCUUGCCUCGGGUGAUUUUGGGCGGGAGGUUGUCAGUCUGUACUUUCAACAGGUCAUACAGAGGCUGGGCUAUCCGUGAGAAAUCUUGUACGAAGCUCCUGUAGUAGCUCAGAAAGCCCAAUAGUCGUCUCACGUCUCCGACUGUCUUUGGUGCUCUGUGUUUCAAUACCCGCACAGCCUCCAAGUCCUUGGGGUCCACCCUCACUCCAUCGGCAGACACCAGCCGGCCAACAUAGCGGACUUCUUUCCGGAACAACUCACACUUCUCUGGUUUCAGUUUUACGCCAUGACGCUGGAGAGCCUGGAGUACUUUGCGCAGUACCUCCACAUGCUGCGUGAAUGACUUUGAGAAACAUAAGACGUCGUCGAGGUAAGGGAUGCAGCAUUCAUCUCGGAGCGUGUCGAGCAUCUCCUCCAUACUCCUUUGAAAUGCUGCUGGGGCGUUGGAUAAUCCAAAGGGGAUCCGGACCCACUCGUACAGCCCCCACGGGGUCGUGAACGCUGUCAUGUACCUUGACUCUUCAGCCAUAAAGCCUUGGUGAUAGGCCUUGCCCUGGUCAAGUAUCGAAAACCAGCCAUACCCUCCCAGUGAGUCAGUGAGAUCCUGGAUCCGGGGGAGGGGGUGUCGGUCUGGCACUGUCUUGUUGUUUAGAAGCCGGUAGUCGAUGCAUAGGCGCAGGGACCCAUCCUUCUUUCUCACACAUAUGACAGGGGCUGCAUAGGGGGACCGGGACUUUACGAUCCAUCCUUUCACAAGUAGCUCCUGCACAUACUCCUUCACUUCUUUGUAGAGUGGUUUCGGGAUAGAUGCAUAGGAUUUUUGCACUGGGAUGUCGUCCUUGAGUCUUAUCUCCAUCUGGAGUGAGGGGAUGCAACCGAUGUCAUCACUGUCCCUGGCAAAGGCCCCUGACUCCUCACAGAGCAACUUCUCUACCACCUGCUGCUGUUCGGGGCUCAGGUGGCUGAUGUCGACAGGCGGCAGCCAGGGCUCAAUGGAGGCUAUACUGGGGGAGGCAGUGUGGGCAACCUCUGCCGUUGCGGUUGUCAGGGUGACGUCCGCUCGGUGUGACUCUGCUGUUUCUGUCUCGAGGACCUUGGUGACAUUCUGGAUGACACCUAAGGGCGUUCUCUUUGGCAGGAUGACAUCGUGCUUUGAGUGAUUAGAAAUGGGCACUUUAACAUGGGGUCGCCCUGCGUGGUUGAUUUCUAUGAGGCCCUCACCUAUGCUCAACUGCCCCAGGACAGGGUUCCCAUCUGCAGGCUCAUACAGGACAAGGGGAUCAGAAGUGUCAAAGUUGGGGGGGACCCUACACCGCACAUGUACUGCCUUCCCGGCCGGAACCACAAUAUUGUCUCUGCCCACUCUAACCGUGGCGGGGUCACACAAUGUCUUUUGGGGGGCUUGGAUGCAGUGGACCAUGGCAACCACUUGUUCUUCCUCCAUCCCGAAUGCUCUGCGUAGGAGGCUGAGCAGUGUGGCUACCGCCGCACCCGAGGACUCUUGUCUUUUGAUGACCUGUUCAAGUACAUUGGCCCCUAACAAUGGCUGGGAUAGGGGCAACUGGCUGACCAGGAAGGGCGCUUGGACUAUGAGGUCUGGGUCAUUGUUUCCAUUGAGGUUGACAGUCAGUUCCACCCACCCGUCGUAGGGGAUAGACUGGCCAUUCGCUGCAAAGACCUCCAGGUCAUGUUCAAAGAGCUCUUGCAGCGCCCUCACUUGGUAACUGGGGAUGUGGGUGCUAGCCCACGCUCUGUCAAUUAUACUCACUUGCGAGCCAGUGUCGAACAGGACCGUUGCAGGGUGCCCAUUGAUCGAGCAUUUCAGCUGGCUUCUCUUCCCCACUAAGGGCGUUUGGCACUGGUUUCCACUCUGACAGGUGAGGGUUUGGGUUGGGUGUUGUUUGCGGGAUCCGGACAGUUUUGAUGGGCGUUGAGAGGUGGGGUUUAUUGGUUGGGACUGAAGUUGCGUGCCGGUCUCUGACUGUCCCUCGGCAGAGACCGGGUCUCGUUUCCCUGAAACCUGGUCCGCUUCAAGCAUCCUACUGCCCGGUGUCCUGUUUCACCACACACAAAGCAGUGGCUGCACUCCUGCAAAUUCUCUUCUGUACAUUUUUGGCAACGAGCUGACCUUCGCCUUUCCUGGAAAGGGGGUUGGGGGUUGACAUUGGGGGGUGGCUGGAAUGAGUGCUGUGAUGAGGUAUGGGGAGAUGGGCGGGCGGAUGAUGGCAGGGGAGGAGUGUGACUGGAGGGUGAGUGGAGGGGGUGAUACGACGGAGGCUGGGCUGGUACUUGGAAUGGCGGUGGCACCUGGCUGCUGUUUACUUGAUGGUCCAUCAGAGCGGCCACCAUUUGUGUCAGGGUCUCCACCUGCGCACUAAGCUGCUGUAUGGUCUGGGUGUUCUUGUUAUCUGCUGCAGAGCCUCCCUGUUUGUUGUCAUUCUGUCCACCUGUUUCCACCUUGGCGCUGUGGGCGUGGCUUGACUUUUGGCGGGGAAGCUGACCGAGUCUGCGCUGAUGUUCAUUCUCGUCGCUGAUCAUUUUUGUCAUCUGCCCGAGAAUUUCCUCGUCGGUGACUUGGCUAUUCGAUACAAGGGGUCUCAGUCUUUGUCGGAGGUCGCUGUGUUUCGGUCCCAGGCCCUGAUAAAUUGUGUUGAGGAAGACCUCCUGGAUGGUCUUGGGGUCGUACGAAAUGUCAGUGUUGGCCUGCUUUGACUGGAACAGUAGUCUCUGUUUGAGUCCAAUCAUGCGGUACAAGAACUGCUGUGGUGACUCGUGUUCGGCUUGCCGGGCACACAUCAGCUCCUGAAACAUCUCCGUAGUAGCCUUCUCCCCCAGAUGAGACCUGAGAAAGACCUUGAGUUCAGGGACGGCCAAGUCAUCCUUGUUUGACAACAUGUCUUUGAAUGCGCCGGGUUUGAUGAUCCUCAAUACGCCCCGGACCACUUCUACGUCGGCGAAGCCUUCUUUGACUCCUUCAUCGAUCUGCUUACUGAGGUUACUAUAGCUGACCUCAGAGCUCUGGUCCCCAAUUUGGCCCCCAUGAACCUUGAACUCUCGUCGCUGCAGGUAGGGGAAGUCUUUAAGAGGAACCAUUCUCUCCGGGUCUCUCUGUGAAGGGGGGUUGAACGCUGGUCCACCUUGGUGGCUGUGUAUAGGGGCGGGGAAUGCAGCCGUAGCCUCAUACUGCCUCAGUUUCUUUCCCAGCUCCUCAUACAGCAUCUUCAGUUCCCCCACCGGCUGGGCUACUGUGUCGACAGGGAGAGUGAGAAGGGGAGAGGGCUGCAUAACAGUGGUGCUGACCAGGGGGAAGGGUGAUGAUGAGGUGUAGUCUGAUGGGGUCGUGUGGGCAGGGGGGAUGGGAUGUGGAGGGGAUGGCAUAACGGCGUCGGUGACAUGAGGGCUGGGUGAUAGUGAUGUGUGGUCUGUCUGAGGUGGGGUGGGGUCGGCACUGGCCUCCAUAGGGGUCGUCGCGACGGCUGGCCACUCCGCCUCGCUCAUCAUCUGGUUAAUCACGUCGUUUAGCACCAGCAGUUUACUGACACCUUCAUCCUCACUUCCUUGAAGGGCGUCAGACUGCAUGUAGGAGAUGAUGUAGUCCAUGCACUCCUCCUCAUCGGUCGCACUCAGCUGUUCAGUCUCUGAGCUGUCUGAUGCGAUGUCUGUUACUAUCUGACGUAGCUUGGCACCUGACAGCUUGAAUAAACCUCUCCUGAUGUUCCACACCAGCUCCUUCCGUACCCGGGACAUGGCGUGCUUGGCUCAGGGGUUACUGCGAUGUUUCGUUGUGGGAAAUGCUGGCUUGGCACACCAGCAGCGUUGCUACUCGGCGACUGACGUGCGUUGAAUCCCAACUCAGCUGUGCCGCUCCUUGGUGAGAUCUUUAUCCUUAUCUCCACCCUUGGACAGUCACGGCUGACUCCUGGUCCGCAGUCACGUCUCGCCACCUCAGUCUCGUGGUUCUUGAAUCACUGGAUCAGCAUCCAACCAACAGCUGGCGCUGAUCCCGGACGAGCCCCCACAAUUUGUUACGGGUCCCGGGCAUUACCGAGCACCACGCAACAAUGAAGAUUGUUUCUGUAAAACAAAGUAAAGGUGUACUGAAAUGAGGCUGUAUGAACUCCUUGUGUCUCCUCCAUUCACUGAACUCAGAUUUAUUCACAAUAGUUGACAAUAACCAUCUCAAAUCAACCAAUCAAUCGACCACACAGUCAGACAGUAAACAACAAUAAUAAAAUAUUUCCCGUUCUGAAUGAAUAUCGACUGAAUAUCUCUGGAUCUGUCCUUUGUUAGGUUUUUCCUAUAUGUGUGUAUGUGUGGUUUAGGUAUGUGUGUGUAUGGAUGUAUGUGUGUGUGUGUUUAUACAUGUGUUUGUGUGUGGGUGUGUGUAUAUGUAUGUGGAAAGGGGAUAUAAAUGUAAACAUUUGUUAACCACAUCAGCAUAAACAAUGUCAUACACAAAACAACCUGUACGACAUCCUUAUCAAAACUCUACACAUCAGUCAAAUGUUCUGAUAACCUUUUAGAAAAGUAUUCGAAUGUCAGGAAUAACCGUCAACAUGGCACAUUCGCGUGUCCGAAACAUAACGCAGCAAAACACCGACGCCUUCGUAUCUGCCGCGUCACAGCACGUUAGCCGCUAGAGUCGCUAGCAACGUAAAAUCACAUGGCGAACCGCGGGCAUUCUAACCCUCUUAAAACUUAAAACUUUGUCAUUCAAGUGUCCUAACACAUCCCCACAUUCAUGCCAAUGCUUACGAUCUUAGUCAUCGUAUUUUCACAGUGAACCAACCUGUAAAACAAAGUAAAGGUGUACUGAAAUGAGGCUGUAUGAACUCCUUGUGUCUCCUCCAUUCACUGAACUGCCGGUGGGCGGAAGUCGCUUACCUCUCACCCUAUCGUGCAGCAGUGAAACUGGCCGCUCACCAAAGGUUCCGGUCCCCAUAACAAAUACAUAGUAAUGCAUACCGAUGACUUUCUGGCAUUCAACCAUUAAAAUAAGUUAUGAAAAAUAAAAAAAAAAAGUGCUUAAUACAUCACUUUAUAAAGUGUUUGCUGUUUCCAAAAUAAAGUUCCUUCACUCAUUUAUGAGGGUAUCACAGUAGCGUCACAUUAGCUUAGACCCCCUGAUCACCAGAAAGGUCGGCCCCGUCUUCCUUACAGCGUUGUGUUAAAUUCUGAUAUAGAAGAUUUAAUGCUAGCUUUCAUAAACCUCAUAACAGCAGGAGCAAAGUGGGAUACGAAAAAAUUAUGGAAGCAAAUUUGUAUCAUAAUUCAAAUGCGAAAAGAUUAGCGUAUUUUUCGCACUAUAAAACGCACCAUCAAUGAACGUGUCUAUUUUCGUACAUUAAGGCGCACCGGAAUAUAAAGCGCAUUAAGCCAAACAAAACGGAUAAAUCAAACUUAAUUGAACUCAUUCGAUAACUCCUGCAGCGCUCCGACAAGCCAAAAGGAUUUAAAAUGCGCCUUAUAGUGCGAAAAAUACAGCACCAGAAAUGCACUUUCAGAAUUUCAUCCGGUGGAGAAAUCGUGUGCAGCUCAAACUGGGAAGCUGAACCUAUCAAAACUCGAGCAUUGUAUUGUCGAUCGAGCAACACAGUCCCAUGGAAACAUUGAAUUUAUGCGUAGAAGAAGGGCAGAUCACCCGCUGACGUCACCCAUGAACGCCGCCUGGGAUGGCGAAGCUGAUUUGAGUUUUGGUAAAUUUUUUGUGGGUGAACAUGAAAAUGAAAAUGAAAAUGAAAAAGCAUCAGCCUUUUUGUUUUUUCUGUUGAAUUGUGUUACGAAAUGUUUUGCUCAAAUAAGAAAAUGAAAAUGCAGUUUUAUUAUUUCAUCUGUUUAAGCAGUUUUGACUUUGGAACGAAAAAACAAACAAACUGCAAAUGCUUUUAAAUUUUCAGAUUUCACAUUUUUAGUUAAAUUUUGGUUCAUAUUUGUUGCGGCAUAUUUUAAAAAUGAAAUCUCAAAUGGAUUUUUCUUGUACAUUUGAAUUAUUUUACAGAACGAUCAGUUUUAAAAAAGGAAUUCCAGUUCAUAUUAUUUAUCUUUAAUUUUGUUUAUGAGUCAAGAAGUGCAGGUACACUCUGAAAAUGAUAUGAUACAAAUUUACUUCCUUAAAAAAUCGUCCUUUGUCUGUUAAAUGACCUUUAGCAGUUUCCUGAUGAACUGACUGAACCGUGACUCUCUCUCUCUCAGAGUUAAUCCGUCCUCACAGACCUCCGUUCAUCCCUCUUUUCUUCACCUGCUCCUGUCUAACAUUUUAUUCUCUCUCUCUCUGGCUGUCUUAAUCUGGAUGUUUUUUUUCUCUAUAUUUCACGUCUAAUCUUUGAGACAGCUCUUAGACGGCUCAGUGUGCGUCUGUGCGCCGCUGCCAGGAGUUAACGUGAUUUGAAUAUUCCCGGCUGUCUGCCGUUCAGACACACACAGUCUCGCUCAGACUCGUGUCAGCGCGCCGUCACGGAGUCAACGGUGUCUUUCUGUCUUUUUGUAGCUGACGUGUCUGCAGGAUUUCUUCGGGGACGACGAUGUGUUCAUGGCGUGCGGGCCGGAGAAGUUUCGAUACGCUCAGGACGACUUUGUGCUCACGCACAGCAGCAAAACACCCACUUUUGUCAACGGUAAGACACCGAAAUUUAAGAUUAGAAAACAGAUUUAACAGAAUAAUAAACGGAAUAUUUGUGCGAUUUCUAGACUAAAGAAGUGAAAUCAUCCGUCCCUCUUUUCUUUCGUCUCUCCAGAGGUCAGAGCCAAAGCGUCUCGCUCUGGUGCUUCUACAAAAACUACAACUCCCAAGAGUCCCAGCGGCUCCGGCUUCACCUCCUCCAGGACUCCGCCCAGAGGCCCGUCCAGAACAAAAUCACCUGGUCCAGGUAGGAAUCCGCUUAAUUACCGAGUGACGUAGUCCAUAGCAACAUUAACGAUGACUCUGACCAAUCAAACGGCUCCUUUCUCUCGUCUUUUUAGCCAAUGAGGCCUCGGCGGGGAAGUCGUCCAGGUCCAGCCCCUCCCCCACCAGCCCCGGGACUCGCCGCAGCCUCAAAGUACAAAUGAGAGACGAACUGAUUGUUUAUUGAUCGGUUUGGGUUCGCUCAGCUGGGGUUUGGGCGGUUUGGCCUGAAUUCCACUUUUUAAUCUAUUUAAGGAAGUUUUUACUGAAGAUCAGCGACAAAAGUCACUAAAAAGUGAAGAAAGAUUUAUAAUUAAUCAAUUUAAAAUUAAGGUAUUGUACAAAUUUUGAUUAUUUGUAGGUUUAAAAGGUUUUACUAUUUAAAUAUCUUUAAAUGAUCCGUCUUUACGACCCCUAAAUCUCCUCUUUUUCCUUCCUUCUUCUCUCUAAAAGUUAAAUUUUUACCCUCUCCUUCUCUAAAUUUCUCUUUUUUCUUAUAUUUUCUUUCUGAUUUCUUUUUGUAGAUUUCUCCUCGCCGGGCGUCGUCCACAGACGUAAACGGAGAGGCUGAGCAGACGGAUGAGGACGCCACAGGAGAAGGUUAGUUCUUUAAAUGUUAACUUCUGUAUUUAAUCAGAACUUUAAUCCACAAAUUCUGGAGCCUUUGAGUUUUGAAUUUAACUCACAUUUUAAAGCUUCACAUCUACAGUUGGUAGAUGUCAGUUUUGGUUGCAGAACUGCGUCAUGAAACGUUCCAUAAAUACCUCCAUGACACAGCAGGUCCGAGAGCGCUAAGAGGUUUGGAGGUUUUGGGAAAAGAAUCUGAGUAAAUAUUUAAAAACUGCGUCUCGAUAAAAGGCUGAAAAAACCGCCGCGAGUCGUGGUCUCCUUAAAAGCUGUGAAUGUUUGAGAAGAUCGCAGACUUUUGAACUCUGCGGCUUCAGGAGGGAAGUUUCGGAGUGAGGAGGUGAAUUCUGAACAGAUAAAAAUGAAAAAUCUCUUCUUCUUCUUCUCACAGUGAACGGAAAUCGAUCUGUUUCUUCCUCCAUCAUCAACGAGAAGUACAAAGUGGGUAAAGUGAUCGGAGACGGAAACUUCGCCGUGGUGAAAGAGUGUGUGGAGAGGUGAGAAGCACAUUUUCUCUUCUUCUCGUUUUCUUAUUACUUUACUACAAAAUUUUAGCUUCAUGAACUCAGUUUGGGCUUCAUGCUCGCAGAAAAUGUUUGACAAUGUCCAAAUAUUGAAAAUACAAAUAAAUAAAACUGCAAAAUGCGAAUAUUGAUUAAAAAAAAGUACAGUAUGAGAGUGAUAUGAAAGAAAUAUAAAGUCAAGCUUGGGGAUGGGAAUCGAGAACCAGUUCCAAAUGGUUCAAUUCAUCAACAUCAUUUACAGUUUAUCUUAAUGAUUCCCUUAACGAUUCCUUUCUUACGGGUGCCUUGAGAACAGAGACUUUGGCGAAUGGUACGAGAAGUAGGCAGAAACAAUCUAAAGACGACAACGGGUUCUGUACGGAAGUUUUGAGUUUGUGUACCGUGGACUUAAGUUUGUCAGGAAGUUAGCAUAAAAAAAGAUUUAACCCGAUCCAAAAAGCCCUCAACAUUUUGGCCGCAACUCCGCCCCCCUUAGCCGUGUCCUCUCUUUGGGGAUCCAGAAUAUGGUCACCCUAAUUUGACUGAAUACCGACCAAAGUAAACGCUGUACAAAUAGUUUGUGGUUUGAUUAUUUUUAGACUCUCACUGAAGGUGGCGUACAUUUUUCUCUGUUAUCAAAGAAAGGCAUUGAUAAGGGAAUCGUUUAAGAAUUGAAUCGAUUAUGGCAUCGAUGUCGAUAAAAUCUUAUUAAUUCCCAUCCCUCGUCAAGCUUCUUAAAAAAGGGAAUUUUUACACUUCAAAGUUUUGGUCCAUUUUUUAAAUGUGUUUUAAGUGACUGGAGCUCAUAGAUGUAACAUUCAGAAAUAUAUCUCGGUUUCGUUCCAGAAAAUGCAGAAAUCGUCAAUAGUCUUGGUGCGUUUUUUAAAUUCUGUUCGAUUUUUGAUUGACAGGUCGACGGGACAAGAGUACGCUCUGAAAAUCAUCGACAAAGCUCGCUGCUGUGGGAAGGUAACUCUUCGAAGUUUGGAUCUCGAUGUGUUCUGAUUUUAACAACACUGAAAAAAUGAAAAACAAAACUUUGUAGCAUGGCAACAGUGGAGGAGGCUACUGGAAUGCGGGGUCCCGGGUUCCUUAAAGUUACAGCCUGAGAUUAAAAAUGUUUGAGCUGAAGGUCAUGUAGAAGAACUUUAGCAGAACCAAUCAGAACCUGAGACCAGCGGAGUACCUGCUCUUUAAGGUGUGAUUAUCAGUGUGUUUGUGUGAACAGGAGCACCUGAUAGAAAACGAAGUGGCCGUACUGCGACGAGUCCGACACCCGAGCAUCAUCCAGCUGAUCGAAGUCGAUGAAACUCCCAGUCAGCUCUUCCUGGUCAUGGAGCUCGUCAAGGUUCUCCUUAACCUCCCGGUUACCUCUCAGAAUUGUUCCCCGUCUAAAGAACCGGUUCUUACCCCUCAACCUCUGUCUCCUUCAGGGUGGCGAUCUAUUCGACGCCAUCACCUCCUCCACGAAAUACAGCGAGCGGGACGCCAGCGCCAUGGUGUUCAACCUGGCCGGAGCCAUCAAGUACCUGCACAGGAUGAACAUCGUCCACCGAGACAUCAAACCGGAGAACCUCCUGGUACACCACACACACCUACACACACUUAGACACACUUUGAAUCUGUUGUGCAGAUUGAGAAAAUGUUGGGUUGUCAAAAAAGUUGAAAAAGUUCAUGUAUUUGUUUCAUGUUCAAUAAAAAUGUUCCACUUUUAGAAAUAUUUCAAAGUUAUUCAAACCGAGUCAUGAAACCUCAAACUGCAGGUGUGUGAGUAUCCGGACGGCACCAAGUCCCUGAAGCUAGGAGACUUUGGUUUGGCGACGGUGGUGGAGGGACCGCUGUACACGGUUUGCGGGACGCCGACGUAUGUUGCACCAGAGAUCAUCGCUGAGACCGGGUGAGAGCGACAAAAAAACGGUUUCUUUGUUGAAAUAUUAACAGACAGUUGUGUUAAAGUGAUAGAUGUGUGUUUGUGUGUGUAGUUACGGUCUGAAGGUGGAUAUCUGGGCGGCUGGAGUGAUCACGUACAUCCUGCUGUGUGGAUUCCCUCCAUUCAGAAGGUCAGCUCCUACACAUUUUUUAUCAAAUUUUGCAAAUUUUUUAAGUAUUUUUGUUGUUUUGGUUCAGUUUGUUGAUGACACGCCCUCCUCUUCCUCCUCUCAGUGAGAAUAAUGUUCAGGAGGAGCUGUUCGAUCAGAUCCUCAGAGGGAAACUAGAGUUCCCUUCUCCGGACUGGGACACAAUCAGCCUGCCUGCCAAGGUAACGCUCACGUAAACCGUUUAUAUAACAAAUAUAAAUGUAUGUGUCUCUGCUUUCUGCUAACGGUCACAUGACUCGAUCCGUAGAUGCUGAUUAGUCAGAUGCUGCAGGUGAACGUAGACACUCGAUUCACGGCCGAGGAGGUCCUGUCACACCCCUGGGUGACGGUAAGUCAACACAGACAGACGAAGGUUAAGACGAGUUUUAGAGAUGCAGAACCAGUGGUACUCAUGGGAAAUGAAAGCUAAACAGAAUUUUAAUUUGGAGAUAAAUUUAAAUUAUUAGCAGUUACAAUCCAAGAGACUUCAAACUGAAUCUUGUUACUGAUCUUUGUUCAGGAUGAGGCUCCCGUAGACUCCAACACUGUGAGCAGCAAUGAAGACCAGACCAGUGGAGACACACUGGAACCGGAGCAGGAAUCCCCGAUACUGGAAACCAAACAAAUCCCUUCACCCCUGGUCUGAAGCAAGUCCUCCUUGAACAACAGGAAGGACGACAAAAUCCAACAAGUUUCCCUCUUCAGCUCGUGACUUGGGUUGGGGACCAACAAGUCCCACACCCCAAGUCUCGCACUCGUCCUGCUUUUUCAAUAAACACUCAACUUGAAUCUAACAAAACACACUUGGUCCGGGAUUUCCUUCGGUCUGGAACUGGUCCCCUUCCACCAACUGGAGCCAAACCAGUUCCCUCAUCAAGAUUCAAGAGUCGAAUUCACCAAAAACAAGGCAAGUCCAGCACCUGUGGUUUGUAGUAAAUCAGGUUCCAUCUUGAAGUAUCUCAGGCUUGGACAUGGUUCUCCUGUCUUUAGCUUCUCAAAGUCAUCACCCACCUCCAAACAAGCUUCGGUCUCCACUGUCUGACUCUUAAUCAACUGAAAACUGAGCAGGAUUCCUCGUCUUCAGUCGCCUCUUACCUGGAAACAAGUUAUGCAUUUAGUGUUUUUAAUACUUCCUGGAAACGGUCCCUGUCUCUGGUCCGGUCCGGUUCAAUCUUCUGGAGACUUUUGCUGCUGUACUGGAAAGUAUUCAGACUCUUUUAUGGGCUUCAUUAAACAGCUCCUGGAUGACCGUUCUGCUCUGUCAGAGGAGUCACCAUAUCAACACUGGGACACCAUGGAGGUGCUAUCAGACACUUCCUGUUUCACUGGACCGGAACCAUUCCUCUGGUCUUUAAAGACAAACUAAGAGGCUGAAAAAGGCCUGGACCACUUUAGGGAUUUAAACAACUGACUCAUUAACAAACGCUCCCUCUGGUUUAGGGAUUAUUCCUCUGAAGUCCCUGCCUCACAGGGACCAGGAUGUCUUCCAUUUAUUCUGGGAAACGUCAUUUCUCCUGCCUUUUACCCUCCAGCUCUUUGUCCGCAGACCUCAAGGACAUGUCUCAUUUCUUAAACACCCAUGAGUCCAAGAAGACAUCUGAGUUCUGUGCCUGUUUAUGCUGCCGAUGAAUUCCUCUCAGUACGUGAAAACUUCGCUGUUUCUGUUCCUCAGCAUGAAUCAUUGGCUGUACGGCUCGACAGGGCUCAUCGUUUUUGGUUUUAGCUUCAUCUAAACAUUCGGAAGAAAGAGACUUGUGUUAGGAUAGGUGAAACAUCCUGCCGACCAAGAGUUGGUUAAAGUAGUGCGUUAAACUUUUCUAUAAAGCUCAGCACCUGAGCUGAAGGCAAUUUGCUUAGCUUGCAUACUGGGUAAGGCUAAAGAGGAACAGGAAGUGAAUUGCCAAGCUAUGUCGGAGGUUUCAAUCAUAUGCUGCGUUCAAGUUACCUUGGAAGUCAGAAGUCCGAGCUGGGAAUGACGUCACACCCAAGUUAUCAGUGUUUCAGUUACGAAGUCGGCAAAGGCAAAGAAAGCAAAAUCGGAGGGGGAAACAAGAUGGCUACAUUCAACUCAAAAGUUAUUUUAGCACUUGUCUUGUCUGAAUAUAAGCAAGGACAAGGCAAGCGCUAAAAUAACUUUAUCGUUUCCGCCUCUGAUUUUGCCUUUUUCCGACUUGGUAACUGAAACCUUGGUAACUACGUUCAAUAGAAGUGGUGAAGAAAAAGUCACAAUAGCACAGGUAACAUAAGGGUGUCAUCGACGUAUCAAAUUUCCCCACCAUGAUUUGACUCCUCACACCUCCCCGUCUACAACAAAAGUCCAAACUCAAAAGUUAUUUUAGUGCUUUUCUUGUCCGAAUAUAAGCAAGGACAAGGCAAGCGCUAAAAUAACUUUCGUAGAUGUAGCCAUCUUGCUCCCGCCUCCAAUUUUGCAUUUUUUUACCACUUUGUAACUGAAAUGCUUGGACUUCUGAUUUCCGAGGUAACUUGAGCGCAGCAACACUUCACAUCAGAACAGUAAGUCUUCCAAACUGCUGAGUCAUUUCCAUGAAGAUUUUAUGUCCAGAUCAAGUGUUAUCCAGUAAAGCCACUGAACUUUAGGUCCUGAAUAAACAAGAAUUUCUUCAUUUUUCACGAUAGCAACAGAAACCAUCAAAACUAUGAGCCUUGUCGACAUUCACUUUCCUUACACUACAUAGGACACCUUCCUUGAACCGACAACCGUCCUCCUCAGUUCCCCAGACUUUGUACUGUAACUCGGAUUAACUGAGUCACUUCCAAACCUCAUCUUUUCCAAACUAUCUCAACCUUUUGAGGUUUCCUAUUGCAGUAUGACUGAGUAAAAGGGUACGUUCAGUCCAAACCCUGAGCUCCCUGCUUCGCCUCCCGCCUGCAGUUUAACGGAGGAUAUGAUCUGUUAGUGUAAAUACUGUAAAUAUCACUCUGUCUGUUGGUGUUUGUCUGUGUGAGUCAGUUGUGAAGUAGGGAAACAGUAGCAACAAAAUAAAUACUUUCAGUGAAAAGAAACAAUUUCAUCGUAGACAAGAUGUGUCGGCACAUCCCAGAGAAAACACGUUUUUCUUCAAGAUUUUCAUGACCCAAAAAAAAAAGAUUUUCCACUCAGACAUCGAAACAUUUCCACGUUAAAAAACAUGUUUUCACUUGAAUCUUCCACAUUCAUGGAAAAGGACCCAAAAGAAAAAAAACAAGAGUCAAGGUUUCAAGAAGGUGGUUUGACGGAAUAUUAGCGUUACCUUAAAGAAAAAAGUGAGAUUAAAAGAUCAGAGUGAAGAGGUAAAUACUGAUAGUUUAAAAAUAAAGUCAAAGUGGUAAAAAAAAUUGUCAAAAUAUCAGAAAAAGUCACAAUAGUGUGAGACUAAAUGAGAAAGUUCCUGCGAGAAAAACAGGAAUUUACCGUAUGGAUCUCUCUCCUUAUAUGGUCAUGUGUCUGGGAUGUGAUGUAGGUCAUCUUCCAAUCAUAGCGCUUCAUCCACGUACCCAUCUUAUUGUCUGUCACUGUUUAUAAGGAUAACCAAACAUGGAGGAAACUGCGUGUGUUUGUGUAAAUAAGCGUGUGAGGGUGUUCACGAUUUUCAUGUUUAACUUAAAAUGACGGAGGCGGAACGUACGAGGUUCACGAUGUGUGAGUGUGCCUGCGUUAAGGAAAAGGGGGUGGGGUCAUUAAACUUGAGAAGUGUCAGAAAUGAGUUGACCUGAUGGAGUGUUCAUGACCGUACCUUGACCUUAGAAACUAGCACGACCUUUCCAUGGCCUUGACCUUUAGCCUGAGGCAACGAUGAAGAGUUUGGCGAGGACAUUUGGUGAAGACGUGUUGUAGAUUUGGUAUCAAUACCUUCAUGAAUAUCAAUCAAUUUUGGUCAAAUUGAAAGAUUUUUGAUUCUGGUUUCUGUUGGUAGUCUGACCUCCGAUUUCCACCGCAUCCAGAACGGCUACGAAAAGGUCGUAUCUGCCGAUUGCAGCUGAUCGUAACCAUUCAAGUUAACGUGUCAAUUUCCACCGGCUUCUUUCCGUUCUGCUACGGAUCACCGGACUUCGCAGCUGAUCGCAAGAGUUCUAUUUUUUCCGGACGCUGGAGCACAACGGAUAAAUUCAGCACAGAUUAACCCGUGCUGGAAAGGAAGUCGGGCACAGACACGAAAUAAAACAUCCGGCUUCUUUUCAAAAUAAAACACCCUGUACCUCACACCAUGCAAACGGGCAGGACAAGACGAACAAGUGAAAGGUUUUUAGACGUCAUUUCACCCUGAUGACACCAUGGAUGAUGCAGAUUCUAGAAGUUGAGAAGUAGAUUUCCUCCUCUAGAAGGACACAAUUGACACGUGAAUCCACGGGUUCCGCCACGAAAGUUGCCUCACCAACGGAUCCAGUAGGAAUUGGUGGAUAGCGACAAUCGCUGCCAUUCCAGAUUGGAUCCAGGGUUAAGAUUUCCAGAAUGCACCAGAAAUCAGAAUCUGAUCAUUCAAAAAACUACUGUUGAAAAGUUAUUUUCUUCACAAAGAUCAACUUUUUGCAUAAAAUCUUAAAAAGCCACUGAACUGAUAUUUUGUGAUGUUUGCAGACAAAUAGAGCUCUUCAGAUACGUUAAAUAAAAGUAGUGAAGAAAAAGUCUCCAAGUAAAAUCGUUGUUCGCUGCGCUUAUGCCAAUAGCGCAGAUAACAUUAGGGUAUCAUCAAUGUAUCGAAUUCCCCCACCAUGAUUUGACUCUUCACACCGCACCGUCUACAACAAACGUCCAAACUCUUCAAUUGUUGGCUCGACCUUUGACCUUCUAUGCCUGCUCUGAGCCCAGUCGUCUUAAUUCUUUUCUCUUUGCUUUAAACCAAACCAAAAGGAGCCUUGUGUUCAUGCUGUUAGCGGAGCAGCCACACCGGGGUCGAACAGUUACUGGAAUCCUUCACGAUUCCUUUGUGAACGCACUUUCUGAAACGAUUCAGGACCAAAUUUUAGCAUCUGUUUGGCAUAAACUCGAUCAAAGCCUGACCCCUAGUAUCUUUUACAGCCAGUGUUGUGUGACGUGAUUUUGGACGACAUUUGGAAGAAGUUUUACUCCUUUGGAUGGAUGCUAGAGUACCGAUUUUAAGAUUGCUAACAUACCAUAAAACUUCAAUUCGUAGCCCAGGCUUUUAUUCGUCUCAGCUGACAAACUCAAAGCGGAAUUUGCUUUUUUACGUUUAAUUUACCUAGCUAACAAAAAAUAACGAUCACAUGAUAUUUAUAUUUAAAUAUUGGGAACUCAUGGGACAUGGAUGCAGCUUUGAUUUACAGGCAAACAGAUCCUUUUUAAGACAAUCCAUCUGGUUACGAAAAACUUGACGUACGCGGUGAUUUAAGAGGCGUUUCACCCCGGGUGGCUGCAGCUUUUAGGCCCUUUGUGUGUUUAUCCGAUGCAGUGUCAGUGUGUGUGCGAUCAUUUCACAUCAUGCCUCAUUUUAGACAAAUAUUCUUUGAAUAAGUGCAGUAGUCAAAGAAUUCAGAAACAAACCAGGCUAGUUUUCCUGAAAUUUAUCUCUACGUUUGUGCAGUCUUAGAAAUCUUGAACCUGGAAGCUAAAACAUGAAUAUUAAGAAGCCAUUUGAAAAAGUGUUUCUCUUAAAAAAACUUUCUGUAAGCUGUCCUGGAAAACUGAGAAAAACUUCACUGAGUUUUUAUAAAUCCAGAAUAAAGUUCGGAUCAUUCAGAGGUAUUUAGGAAAACUGGUCCUGUGUAGAAGUGGAGGGAGAUUUGGGAGCCAACAGUGUUUGGGAACAUGUUGUAGACAUGUUUUUAUGCUAACAAUGAUCUGUAAUGUGACGUGUGUUUAUAUGAAACAUGUAUGUUUGUCAGGAUCAGGGUGGAAACGUUCAAACUCUGACUGGAAUGAGAAAAAUGAAAUCAACUGUGAAAAUAAACACUGAUGCAGUGGCAUCACGUUGACCUGCUGUGUGGUUGUUGAUGUUUUUCCUUUGGAUUGACUUUAUAUGAAGGUUUUUUAAUUUUAUGGGAUUUCGUGAUGAAAAAAUGUUGGACAAUUUACACUUAAAUAAUCAGACAGCCCUUUGUCACCGGUUUUGUUCAGAACCUUUAUGGACAGAAUUUCGCGUCGCUUCUUUUUGCGGAUGAUGUGGUUCUUCUAGCUUCAUCGAGCAGUGACCUUCAGCUCUUGCUGGGGCGGUUCGUGGCCGAGUGUGAAGCAGCUGGGAUGCGAAUCAGCACCUCCAAGUCCGAGGCCAUGGUCCUCAGUCGAAAAAAGGUAGAUCACCUUCUCCAGGUCGGAGGGGCGGUCCUGCCUCAAGUGGAGAAGUUCAAGUAUCUCGGAAUCUUGUUCAUGAGUGAGGGUAGGAUGGAACGGGAGAUCAACAGGCAGAUUGGAGCGGCAUCAGCAGUGAUGCGGACGCUUAACCGAUCAGUCGUGGUAAAGGAAGAGCUGAACCAUAAGGCAAGACUCUUGAUUUACAGGUCGAUCUACGUGCCGAUCCUCACCUAUGGUCAUGACCUUUGGGUAAUGAUGGAAAGAACAAGAUCGUGGAUACAAGCGGCCAAAAUGGGUUACCUUUGCGGGCUCUGCCUUAGAGAUAGGGUAAGGAGCUCGGACACUCGGGAGGCGCUCAGAGGAGAACCGCUGCUCCUCCACGUCCAGAGGAGUCAGCUGAGGUGGCUCAGGCAUCUGGUUAGGAUGCCUUCUGGACGCCUCCUGUUAGAGGUGUUCCAGACAUGUCCCACUGGGAGGAG
Molecule: messenger RNA, 30028 nt
Organism: Xyrichtys novacula (pearly razorfish)
Lineage: Eukaryota; Metazoa; Chordata; Actinopteri; Labriformes; Labridae
Source: the annotation of a GenBank genome assembly